Messenger RNA from Mycetomoellerius zeteki, 467 nucleotides. Its product is annotated as 40S ribosomal protein S28. The record is from RefSeq and is a predicted model, not a curated record. The coding region runs from base 97 to 294 and encodes 65 amino acids. The transcript has a single exon. Gene Ontology annotation, molecular function: structural constituent of ribosome. Lineage: Eukaryota; Metazoa; Arthropoda; Insecta; Hymenoptera; Formicidae. Gene Ontology annotation, biological process: maturation of SSU-rRNA; ribosomal small subunit assembly; translation. Gene Ontology annotation, cellular component: cytosolic small ribosomal subunit; ribosome.
GAUUUGCACGUUCAGUGUAGCACGGAUUGCGAAUAUUGCAACACGAGCGAGAGUUAUUCUACGUGCUGAUAAGAUAAAGGCCCACAUAACGAGAGUAUGGAGAAACCUAUAGUGCGGGCGAGAGUAGUGAAGGUCCUGGGCAGGACGGGCUCUCAAGGACAAUGCACGCAGGUCAAAGUAGAAUUCCUGAAUGAGCAGAACAGACAGCUAAUUAGAAAUGUCAAAGGUCCCGUGCGCGAAGGUGACAUUCUGACGUUGCUGGAAUCCGAACGAGAGGCCAGGAGACUCCGUUAAACUAACGAAAAUAAUCGUCACGUGACUGGAGAACACUUGAAGAGUUGCGUCGAAAUUAAAUAUUAAUAUUCUGGCGGCAAGUACGAUGACGAAGUCAAGGAAGAACUGUUCUUGUAAUUUACCAUGUCUUUUAUUUCUAAAGUCCGAAGAAAAUGUAAUAAAUAAAAAGGAAA